AUGACGGUGGCUACUUCUCGUGUUCUUGGUCCAGUGGACCGUGGUGGUGUUACUGAAUCUCGUAGCGAGACGCAAGAGACUGGUUUGUUAACUAGAAAAGUUGUUGUUGUUGAGACUCCAUUGAUGACGCCUUCUAAUUCUUUGUCCAGUAGUAGUGAACGCUCUCUCUCAGGUGAGUGUUCGGUUGAUGGAUACACUUAUGAUAGGGGUAAUGAAGAUGAGUGUUCAAGUCAUAGUAGUCAAGAAGAUGUGGAGUGUACGAAGGAGCACAAGGUGGAGCGUUUAGAGCGUAAGUCCAAGAGUAUGCCGAGUGAUAUUCUUAACAUUUUGGAUGAGAAGGCGAAAGAAGACGGUGUUGAGAAUGUGCAAUUCUUGUCGGAUCGCGAAGAUGAUAGUGAUGUUCCGGUUUGGGAGCCUCCUGAACCGGAAAAUCCUGAAGAUGAAGAAGACGGAGUUUUUGCUGAUGAUGAUGAUGAUUGCUGUGAUGGUUCUGAGUGGAGUAAAGCAAGUUUGUUAGGGGAUUCUAAAGAUGGAAGCAGUGAGAAGAUAAAUUUUUAUGAAGAAACCCGGAGAGUAAUGCUUGAGGAGGCACAUUCAAAGUUUAAGUUCAUUGUUAGUCAGCUUAUUAAGUCGGCUGGGUUCUCUAUGGAAGAAGGUGAAUACUGGCUCGAGAUUGUUGCUAGGUUGUGUUGGGAGGCUGCUUCACUUUUGAAGCCAGCUAUUGAUGGUAAAGCACUUGAUCCGACUGAGUACAUCAAAGUGAAAUGCAUAGCAACUGGUUCUUUCAAUGACAGUCAAGUUUUCAAAGGCCUGGUUUUCAAGAAACAUGCUGCACUUAAACACAUGGCAACUAAGUAUGAGCAUCCUAAAAUAAUGUUAGUCGAAGGAGUACUAGGCCAUCCAAUAAGUGGAUUUUCUUCUCUCCAAUCAGUGAAUCAGGACGAAGGUUAUCAAGUGAAGUAUGUGAAGCCUGUUGUUGAUAUUAUAGAAGCUACCAAGCCUGACGUCAUGCUAGUGGAAAAGUCUGUUUCACGUGAUAUCCAAAAGUCUAUUCUUGAUAAAGGGGUCACUCUGGUGUUUGACAUGAAGCUCCACCGUCUACAGAGAAUUUCUCGAUGUAUUGGUUCACCAAUUUUUUCAGUUGACUCUCUGUCUGGUCAGAAGUUAAAGCACUGUGAUUCCUUUCGCAUUGAGAAAAUUGUCGAGGAGCAUAAUGCGGUGGGUGAAGCCGAGAAGAAGCCAACUAAAACGCUGAUGUUUUUAGAGGGUUGCCCUACUCGCCUUGGCUGCACGAUUUUACUUAAAGGAUGCCACAGCGAUAGCUUGAAAAAGGUCAAAGAAGUAGUACAGUAUUCAUUUAUCCUGGCAUAUCAUCUAAUGCUGGAGGCUUCUUUCCUAGCUGAUCGGUAUACAAUGUUCUCAACCAUUUUUACAAAGGAAGCGGCAUCAUGUGUUAUGCAAAUAGAAAAGUUUCCACUAUCCCGUUCUCCUGGUGAAUCUGCCUUUGAAACAGUUGAUAUUCCUUUGUCGAAUGGAUUCGAUGAACGAUCUAUUCUGAUAAAUGGGGAUGCAGAUGGUGAGAAAGAUGAGAACAGGGAACCAGAUGGAGAUCAUGUCUUCUCUCACGAGCCAUAUAAUCCAGUUAUUUUCACUGGGUUCUCAACUUUGUCUGCCAAAUUAAGUAAAUAUUUAGGCUUUGUUCAAAAUCAGGAGUCAGUUCCAGUUUCUGUGGUUACAGAUGUAUCAAAUAUCAGUAACCUUGAUUCGAUAAGUGAAUCUGUGGAAGAUACUGCAGAAAAUGAUGAGACUAAACAAGCUGUGUCACUUGAUCCUGAGAUCCCAGUAAAUAUGAGUUCAGAUGAUGGAGACAGGUCACAAACAGAGAAUGAUAUUGAGAGCACCUUGGAGUCUCAGAGUAUAUUGGUUCUAGUGUCUAAGAGGAAUGCCCUCAGGGGGAUAAUGUGUGACCAAAGGCAUUUUUCACACAUAAAGUUUUACAAGCACUUCGAUGUUCCCUUGGAAAGAUUCCUGCGCGAUAUGUUUAAUCAGAAAAACCUAUGCCAAACGUGCGAGGGAAUACCGGAAGCACAUCUUUACUAUUAUGCUCAUAACAAUAAGCAACUAACAAUUGAAGUCAAGCGAAUUCCUUCAACGAAAUGUCUGUCUGGUGAGGGAAAAGGAAAAAUCUGGAUGUGGAGCCGUUGUGGAAAGUGUAAACCAAAUAAUGUGUCUCGGAGGUCCACAAAAAGAGUGCUGAUAUCGACUGCUGCUCGUAGCUUGUCAUUUGGAAAGUUUUUGGAGCUCAGUUUUUCUCAGCAAACUUUUCUGAACAGAUCGUCUAGCUGUGGACACUCUUUCGACAGGGACUUCCUUCACUUCUUUGGAUUAGGCUCCAUGGUUGCUAUUCUCAGUUACUCCCAAGUCGCAUCCUACACAGUGUCUCUGCCACCCAUGAAGAUGGUAUCUAGCGUUUUGAUAAAAGCGGGUUGGCUUGAGAAAGAAUUUGAAGGAGUAUUUACUAAAGGGAUCUCCUUGUUCGAGGACGCUGGUGGUUUUCUAAAGAGGCUAAGAUCGCAAUUCAAAAAUUCAGAUCCCAGCUAUCAUUGUGCACACAAACUCCUUUCUAACAUUGAGGAGUUGCUGGAUCACGAGCGUUUUGUAUUUGAGGAAAACAUCAGGAACUCGUUUGACAAAGCGAAAACCAUAGAUGAUGUUUCGCACAGACUGCUCCGCUUAAACCGCAUGAGGUGGGAACUUCUGCUUCAAGCUCUCAUCUGGAACUACCGGCUGCAGUCGCUGGUUUUGUCUAAUCGUUUGCGUCCUUCAAGUGAUGAGAGGAAAACAUGUGAACAAGGUGUGGAGACUGUUUCUGAGGCUGGAAUGACCAGAUAUGAAAAUGAUGACAAAUCUUCUGAUUCUGGUAGCAAUGGAGUCAUGGACACUCCAAUUGUUGAAGACAAGGAAAUACCAAUCGUUGGGGUGUCUGUUGGAGACAAUGAUCAAAUGGAAAAAUCGAAUGUGCCUGAAGACAGUGAUUUGCAAACUUUGAGCAGCUCCAUGCCCGAGCCCGAGACAACAUCUCCCAUCAACGAUCAUUUUGACACUCAUUUGGCUGUUAGUAUCCAUUCAACCAAUGAACAAGAAGGGGAUAAAUCAAUUCCAAUUACUGGAGAUUCACUGGAUGGUGAGAGCUACGCUUGA
This is a messenger RNA of Camelina sativa (false flax), 3201 nucleotides long. NCBI's taxonomy places the organism in Eukaryota, Viridiplantae, Streptophyta, Magnoliopsida, Brassicales, Brassicaceae. The record is from RefSeq and is a predicted model, not a curated record.